CGAAUUUCGCCCCAAAAUUUUUCGGUUCCAUUGUCGUUGAAUCAUUUCUGAUUUCUCCACAGGUAGAUUAGUUGUUGAAGAGGUGAAGAUACUACGGUAAUCUUCUCAGAUUUUUUGACGGACGUCUUUGAGGUUCUGAGAUCUGAAUUGCUACUAAUUUUCGUUCCUCGAACUGGUCUUCUGGUCGUUUCUCGAUUUCCAUGAUCUGGAACUGAGAGCUCAAUUGUGGGAAGAGAUCGAUGGAGUGGACCACACUUCAGCAUUUAGAUCUCCGGCACGUCGGCCGGAGCUCAAAACCCUUGCAGCCUCACGCUGCCGCUUUCCACCCCCUUCAGGCACUCGUAUCGGUCGCCGUUGGCACUUACGUCAUCGAAUUUGAUGCAUACACUGGAUGUAAGAUCGCUGCCAUAGAUAUUGGAUCGCCGGUUGUUCGAAUGGCUUAUAGUCCGACUAGUGGGAAUGCUGUUAUUGCUAUACUUGAGGACUGUACAAUUCGAUCAUGUGAUUUUGAUACUGAGCAAACCUGUGUUCUGCAUUCACCUGAAAAAAGGAUGGAACGCAUUUCUUCUGACACUGAAGUCCAUCUUGCCUUGACUCCCCUUCAACCUGUAGUAUUUUUUGGUUUCCAUCGCAGGAUGAGUGUCACAGUUGUUGGAACUGUUGAAGGCGGGAAAGCGCCUACAAAAAUAAAGACAGACUUGAAGAAACCUAUUGUCAAUCUGGCUUGCCAUCCUCGGCUUCCUGUUUUGUAUGUAGCUUAUGCAGAAGGUCUAAUUCGAGCUUACAAUAUCCAUACAUAUGCUGUGCAUUACACUUUACAACUUGAUAAUACUAUUAAGCUGAUUGGUGCUGGUGCUUUUGCAUUUCACCCAACACUGGAAUGGCUAUUCAUUGGUGAUAGGCGUGGGACACUUAUUGCAUGGGAUGUAUCCACAGAGAGGCCUAUGAUGAUUGGAAUCACACAGGUUGGUUCUCAGCCCAUUACGUCACUUUCUUGGCUACCAGUGUUGCGAUUACUUGUCACUCUGUCCAAAGAUGGAAGUAUCCAAGUGUGGAAAACAAGAGUGAUGCUGAAUCCUAACAGGCCUCCUAUGCAAGCAAAUUUUUUCGAACCUGCUGCAAUUGAAUCAAUUGAUAUCCCUCGGAUUCUUUCACAGCAAGGGGGAGAAACAGUUUACCCACUUCCACGAGUUAAGGCUUUAGAAGCUCACCCGAAAUUGAAUCUAUCCGUGUUGCUUUUUGCGAAUAUGACUGGUGGUGACAAUCAAAAAAAUAAAUCUGCAUACACUAGAGAUGGAAGGAAACAACUGUUUGCAGUUUUACAGAGUGCACGGGGAUCGUCAGCGUCUGUAUUGAAGGAGAAACUUUCAGCACUUGGUUCAUCUGGAAUUCUAGCUGAUCAUCAGCUUCAAGCAAAGCUGCAAGAGCAUCAUCUGAAGGGGCAAAGCCAGCUUACAAUAUCAGACAUAGCACGGAAAGCUUUUCUUUACAGUCAUUUUAUGGAAGGUCAUGCCAAGAGUGCUCCAAUAUCUCGAUUGCCUCUUAUUACUAUUUUGGAUACUAAACAUUAUUUGAGACACGUUCCUGUCUGCCAGGCAUUCCAUCUGGAGUUAAACUUUUUUAGUAAAGAGAACCGAAUUCUCCACUAUCCUGUCAGAGCUUUCUAUGUGGAAGGAGUGAACCUUAUGGCUUAUAAUCUCUCUUCUGGAGCAGACACUAUAUAUAAGAAGCUUUAUACCUCGAUUCCUGGAAAUGUGGAAUUUCAUCCAAAGAAUGUUGUUUAUAGCAAACUGCAGCACCUGUUUCUCAUAGUUUAUGAGUUCAGUGGUUCAACACAUGAAGUGGUUCUUUAUUGGGAAAACACAGAUUCUCAACUUGCAAAUAGUAAAGCCACCACAGUUAAAGGUCGGGAUGCUGCCUUUAUUGGUCGUAAUGAAAAUCAUUUUGCAAUUCUUGACGAGGAUAGGACUGGGCUUUCUUUAUAUACAUUGCCGGGAGCAGCUAAACAAGAGUCCAAUGAGAAGAAUGGGGCAGCAAUUGAUCUAGAACAGACUGCAGAUACGGAGGUUGCCAAAGUUAAGGGACCACAACAGUUUAUGUUUGAAAGUGAAGUUGAUCGGAUCUUCUCUACUCCAAUAGAGUCAACUGUGAUGUUUGCUUCCUAUGGCAUCCAGAUUGGUUUGGCAAAACUUUUCCAAGGUUACCGCCUCUCAAAUACAGAUGGCCAUCUUAUACCAACGAAAACUGAAGGGAAAAAAGUUAUUAAAUUGAAAGUCAAUGAAAUUGUGCUCCAGGUACAAUGGCAAGAAACUCUCAGAGGUUAUGUUGCUGGCAUAUUAACUACACACAGGGUUCUUAUUGUUUCGGCAGAUUUAGAUAUUAUUUCAUCCAGUUCUAGAAAAUUUGACAAUGGGCUUCCUUCAUAUAGAUCCCUUCUAUGGGUUGGCCCUACACUUCUGUUUUCUACUACUACUGCUGUAAGUGUUCUUGGCUGGGAUGGAAAAGUGAGAACUAUUCUUUCCAUUAGCAUGCCUAAUGCAGUGCUGAUUGGAGUUUUGAAUGAUCGUUUGCUGUUUGCUAACCCUACCGAUAUAAAUCCUAGACAGAAAAAAGGAAUUGAAAUUAAGAAUUGUCUGGUUGGUCUUCUUGAACCGCUUCUAAUUGGUUUUGCGACAAUGCAACAAUACUUUGAGCAGAAGCUUGAUCUUUCAGAAGUACUAUAUCAGAUAACGACCAGGUUUGACAGCUUGAGGAUCACUCCAAGGUCACUUGAUAUACUUGCCAGUGGCCCACCCGUUUGUGGUGAUCUUGCUGUAUCGUUAUCCCAAUCUGGCCCACAAUUCACUCAGGUGUUGCGAGGGAUAUAUGCAAUCAAAGCACUGCGGUUUUCUACUGCUUUAUCUGUUUUGAAGGAUGAAUUUUUACGAUCUAGAGAUUAUCCACGAUGCCCCUCAACGUCUCAUCUGUUCCACCAAUUUCGACAGUUGGGAUAUUCUUGUAUCAAGUAUGCUCAGUUUGAUAGUGCAAAAGAAACUUUUGAAGUCAUAUCAGACUAUGAAAGCUUGCUAGACCUAUUUAUAUGCCACCUUAACCCUAGUGCUAUGCGGCGACUCGCCCAGAAGUUGGAAGAAGAGGGUGCAGAUCCAGAGCUGCGCCGAUAUUGUGAACGGAUUUUGAGGGUACGCUCUACUGGUUGGACACAAGGUAUAUUUGCUAACUUUGCUGCUGAAAGUAUGGUUCCCAAGGGACCUGAAUGGGGUGGUGGUAAUUGGGAGAUUAAGACGCCAACCAACUUGAAGAGCAUACCACAGUGGGAGCUGGCUGCUGAGGUGAUGCCAUAUAUGAGAACUGAUGAUGGUACAAUUCCAUCCAUCGUAACUGAUCAUAUUGGUGUUUAUCUGGGCUUAAUCAAAGGAAGAGGCAAUAUUGUUGAAGUGAGAGAAGAUAGUCUGGUGAAAGCAUUUAAAGCUGAUGGUGCUGAUACCAAGGCAAAUGGGCUGCAAUCAUCUACAGUGGCAUUAACGUCCAACCAGUCUAAAGGAGUGCCUGGGAGUGAACCUAUGGGUGGUAAUUUGAUGGGUCUUGAGAGUCUUACUGAACAGUUUUCAGGUUCUAAUGUAGUAGAUGAGCAGACAAAAGCUGAGGAAGAAUUCAAGAAAUCACUGUAUGGCACUGCUGAUGGUAGCAGCAGUGAUGAAGAAGAAACUUCAAAAAAGAAAAAGUUGCUCAUUAAAAUCAGGGACAAGCCAGUUUCUUCUGCCACGGUGGAUGUAGACAAGAUUAAAGAAGCCACAAAACAAUUGGGCCUGCCAAUGCCUAGAGCCAAGUCACUAACUGGUCCAACCCCGGAUCUUGGCCUUCUUGUACCUCAACCUGCCUCUGCUAUACCAGGAACUGUGACCACCUCUCCUGCUGUUUCUGCUCCUGCAGAUCUAUUUGGAACAGAUUCACUGACACAACCUGCUCCUCCGGUUAAGGGAGUUGGAAUGACAGCAGGGCCCAUCCCUGAGGAUUUCUUCCAGAAUACUAUAUCAUCUAUUCAGGUUGCGGCUUCAUUGCCUCCACCCGGGUCAUUCCUUUCAAAACUUGAUCAAAGUUCUCAGGCAUUUGAAAGCAAUAAAGUUGAACCAAACCAGGCCAGUGUGAUUCCAGCUGAUGUUGGUCUUCCUGGUGGAGGGGUUCCUCCCCAACCAACUCAAUCAAUUGCCUCAAAUGAGUCAUUUGGACUUCCAGACGGUGGUGUACCACCACAAGCCAUUGCUCCUCAAGCGAUGCAUCCUACUGCCCUACAACAGUCUCAGUUUCAGACUGUCCAUGUCCCAACCUCCACACAACCCCUUGAUCUCAGUGCUCUUGAAACUCCAGGAGCUUCAGCACCACCUCCUGCACGUCCGGCUUCUCCAAAAGCUGUGCGUCCUGGACAGGUUCCUCGUGGAGCUGCUGCUUCAGUUUGCUUUAAGACUGGGCUUGCCCAUCUUGAGCAGAAUCAGCUUCCAGAUGCAUUAUCUUGCUUUGAUGAAGCUUUCUUGGCUCUGGCUAAGGAUCAAUCUCGUGGAGCUGACAUCAAAGCUCAAGGCACAAUAUGUGCUCAAUACAAAAUUGCUGUCACUCUUCUUCAGGAAAUCAACCGACUGCAGAAGGUCCAAGGCCCUAGUGCAAUCAGUGCGAAAGAUGAAAUGGCAAGAUUAGCACGACAUUUAGGUUCAUUGCCACUUCUUGCUAAGCACAGGAUAAACUGCAUUCGGACAGCCAUCAAAAGGAAUAUGGAUGUGCAGAAUUAUGGUUAUGCCAAGCAGAUGCUUGAACUAUUGCUGUCUAAGGCACCUCCAGGCAAGCAAGAUGAACUCAGAAGCUUGAUUGAUAUUUGUGUACAAAGAGGCUUGUCCAACAAGUCCAUUGAUCCAUUAGAAGAUCCUUCUCAAUUUUGUGCUGCUACACUUGGCCGCUUAUCAACAAUUGGGUAUGAUGUCUGUGACCUUUGUGGGGCCAAAUUCUCUGCUCUAUCAACACCUGGCUGCAUUAUCUGUGGUAUGGGAAGUAUAAAACGAUCGGAUGCACUUGUUGUGGCUGUUCCUUCCCCAUUCGGCUAGAGUGCAUGCUUUGUUAUACAAUGCCGUCUCUCUUCCUCAUUGAAACACUGCAGAUAAAAAAUUCUCUUGAAAUAUGGAAGGGUUUGUUUGUUUGUUUUUAUUUUUUAUUGUUUUUGUACUUUAUAGAAAAAGGGAAAGUGGGAAAGAAUGCUGAUGGGAAUUGGAAAGGGUGGCAAUGUUGUAUAGCAUAGAUUAAUUGGAGUGUGAAUGUUUUGUUGUAUUGUUUAGAGUGAUUGUCCUUCAUUCCUCCACCCCUCCCCCCUCUCCACGCAGGGCUAGCUUAGUUAACCUUAACAUUUGUUUGUGCUUUUUGCCUAAUUUUUGAAAUUGAGAUUGUUCUAGUAAAUACGGAUUAUUAACGAUAUGCA
This is a messenger RNA of Ipomoea triloba (trilobed morning glory), 5458 nucleotides long. RefSeq lists its product as uncharacterized. Bases 240 to 5090 code for a protein of 1616 amino acids. The record is from RefSeq and is a predicted model, not a curated record. The transcript is spliced from 24 exons. Gene Ontology annotation, cellular component: autophagosome membrane. Gene Ontology annotation, biological process: autophagosome assembly. Lineage: Eukaryota; Viridiplantae; Streptophyta; Magnoliopsida; Solanales; Convolvulaceae. Gene Ontology annotation, molecular function: protein binding.